CCUCAACGUUCAGCAUGGGAGGCGCCACGGUGGCGGCGAUAUCCUGCAUGACAAUCCUUCUCCUACUAGGAUCAUGGGUGGAGGGGGAGGAGGACCUACCUAGCGAUGACGUUCUCCAAGCUGUCAAGCUCCUGCAGGGAGCGUCAGGACAGCGAAGAAGCGUCACUAGAGGCAGAGAAGGGUCGUCAGAUGUGGAGGAGGAAGAAGACUCCUUAAUUCAGAAUGUUUUACAGGAUUUUGCUAAGAUCAGAGACACUGGCGACGACAGAGAGCGUCCACAGAGCGCCAAGCCUUCGAUGCCGCCCCAGUCCACGCUACGGGUUCUUGACGUGAGGGUUGACGCCUCCAGUAACUCUAUCCCCAUGGAGAAGCUAGUAGGGGCUGACACCUCCAGGAACCUUCGUCGCCAGACAGCUUCAUCAAGUUUCUCCCAGAGGACGGGCGUCGCUCCUGGGGAAGAAGAGCAGAUCUCCACCACGUUUAAGAAGGGUCGUCUAGGGCGUGUCCGGGUGGUGACAAUCAAGAGACCUCUGGGGCAAGUUGAGGCCAGGGAGGAAGCGCACGAAGAUUACGACCUGUCGCUGUUUGACCCUAACAACGUGUAUUCUUUUGUUGACUGGGGGAAGCGUUUGGACCAUCACAAGACCGAGGAUGACACUGCGGCGUCUGGUAGCGCAAAGGCCAAGUCAACGAGGACGCCACAGAGGAGACCCACAACUCUGGCGCCCGCUACUCUGGCUGCUAUACCAGGCGCCGUCACUCCCAGCACACCAGGUGGCACCAGCCGGCCGCGCUUUACUCCAACAAGACAACGUGGAACAAAUAACAAAAUAAGUGUGGCAUCCACCACCAGACCACGUGUUCCUGCCAGGGAUAGAUCAGGUUUUACAACCAGACCACAUUUCAAGUCUGUCCCGAGGACGCGUGUUACACAGCAAGUCACGCCCACUGCCGUACGCACAAGACCUCGUGUGACCUCUGAUAAAUCAAGAGGUACCUCCACAGCCACCAGCACUACUAACUCUGCAGAAAAGUUCGGUGACGAAGACGACGAUGUCCCAUUCAACGCCCUGGAAGACAUACCGCGAGUAUCAUCAAAAAUCUCCGAUGAGUAUCCCGAUUACGACAAUGACUCCCAACCACCAAGAGCCCCGACAGGUCUUCUACGCCCCAGACUAACACAACAAGGUUCUCCAAGACCUACACAGUCCCGUUUGCUUACUCCGGUCACCUCCAACUUUUUAAGACCUCGUCCAGUCACUUUCCCAUUUACCUCAGUAGCUCCACUUACUCCCAGUUCCCCGAGUCUGGUGAACUCGCCCUCACCAGCACCUCCCCGGGUACCCGUGAGAGGCGUGACGACACCCUCAAACUCGCCGUUCAGCUCCUCCUUCUCCACCUUCUCAUUCAACCGAUUACCGGAUACCCAGAGCACCCACGCCCCUGCUAGUGUCUCGCCCACGCAUUCUGGUACAUCGUUCUUCACCUCUCCACGUCCUCCAGUAACCAGCUCUUUCUCCCCUCUCCGGAUCACCUCUCCUGGCCCCUUCCCCUUCACCUCCCCACGAUCAUCAUUCUUCAACUCGCCCAGACCAGCACAGUUCCCGUCGUCGACCUCAGUGUCACUUGAGUCUCCGAACACCGCUUCCUUCACCACCCCGAGCACGCCCUUAUUCACCACCCCGAGCCCCCUCCUCUUCAACAAUCCCUCCUUGACAGGUUUCACUCCUUCUGAUCCAUCGCAGUUCACAUCUAGCCCAUCACGGCCCACAUCAGCCACCCCGACACAAUUCGGUUUCCGUCAUUCACAAUUUCCUUCUCCCAAUCCAGUCCAGUUUAGCUCUCCUGUCCCGUUCCAGGUUACGUCUCUUAGCCCGACCCAGUUCAGUUCUCUUCCAUCCCAGUCUACCUCUCCACGUUCAUUCCAGUCUACCUCUCCACGUUCAUUCCAGUCUACCUCUCCACGUUCAUUCCAGUCUACCUCUCCACGUUCAUUCCAGUCUACCUCUCCACGUUCAUUCCAGUCUACCUCUCCACGUUCAUUCCAGUCUACCUCUCCACCAUCAUUCCAGUCUACCUCUCCACGUUCAUUCCAGCCUACCUCUCAACAAUCAUUCCAGUCUACCUCUCCUCGUCCAUUCCAGAUUACUUCUCCCAGCCCAAACCAGUUUUCUUCUCCUGGUCCAUCCAGGUUUUCCACCUCCCGACCCACACUGUUCACCAACUCUCACAGCCCCUUCCUCGACCCUGUGACCACUCCCCAUCCUUCCUUCGUGUCGUCCUCGGCGCCGACCUUCCUGCCUUCAAGUCGUCCAGGAGGUCAACCAUUCACAAACAUCAACACCCAGAAGCCUCCCCACACUGGCUUUUCCCUGGAAUCCUUCAACCCAGGAUCCCCCUUUUUCAAUUCGCUGAAGCUAGGAGUGCCAAGUCAGUCAGUCGAAAGAAACCAAGGCAGUCACCGGUCAACCAAUAGUCAAGAAGUUGACCGCCAGAGAGGCCGGUCUCAAACAUCAAAGGCGUUGGUUUCUCCACCAGGUCAAGUGUUUUCGACACGACGGCCACCACAAGUCGUCCCGUCACCUCCUCCUCCAACCCUCCCUCCACUGCCCAUUCUGUCGCGUCCCUCCUCCUCCUCCCCCUCACAGAGGGGCUUCUCGUCUUCUCCCGCAGUGUUCAGCAGGCCAACACUACCCAGGUUCUCCACGACCCCCACCCCGUCAAGUAGCCCCUUCACUCCCUCCCACACCACGUUCAACUUCAGGCCGCUGUCAUCGACCACCACCACGUUCCCUCCUUCAUUUGCUUCUAUUACUACCAACCCCACCUCCCAGUCUUCGGUCUCACCCACACAUUUUACUGUCAAUCGUAACAAUAACAAUAUACAGGGCGCAAGAGGUCAACCCAACGAGCCUCGUCCUACUACUUUCUCUCCUCCUCGACGGGUAGUUCCUGGCAACACCUUCCAGUUUCUGAUGCAUCAUAACGACCAUAACACAGAUAUACUCCGCAACGGCGUGACGUCUACACCUCAACCAACAACCACCCUAACUUCUCCCCCCUUCUUCCGCUUCUUCUCCACGACCAGAGCCACCCGCACACCCUCCACACUCCGGGCCAUCUCUCAGCCAACCCAGCCUGUCACUUCCACCGAACCACCUGGCGUCAAUUCCUUCCAGAGCUUCCGUGUUCCAGUACCGAUAACAUCCUCCUCCCUGCCAUCAACUCAGCCAAACCCCAACACUUUCCAAAACACUUUCCAAAGUUCCCGGAUUUCCUCAACGCCGAAGACCUUAGCUUCCGUGAGAGCCUCACCACCCAGCACCACCUUCCAGAAUUCCGUAAAUCGAGGCACUUCAGAUCCGAGGCAAUCAAUAGGGAACAACUUCGUCGGCCACGUCACCAAUUCCCCCACCCUGACCCCCCUUCCCCCAAGGACCACCACCACCUCUCCUUUCUUCGCAGCAUUUGGUCGCCUUCAGACCAGUGCACCUGGAGACAAGUUCACUAACACUUUUGACGGAGGUAAUACUCAGACUAACACUUUCCGCUCAUCUAACCCUGAGAAUAGUACUCUUAAUGCAGGUAAUGUUCACAAGGUAGCAUUUAACACAGGUAACUCCCAGACCGGUACUUUUAACACAGGUAACUCCCAGACCGGUACUUUUAACACAGGUAACUCCCAGACCAGUAAUUUAAACACAGGUAACUCCCAGACCGGUAAUUUUAACACAGGUAACUCCCAGACCAGUAAUUUUAACACAGGUAACUCCCAGACCAGUACUUUCAUCACAGGUAACUCCAAGACCGGUACUUUCAUCACAGGUAACUCCCGGACCAACAAAUUCAAUUCAGGUAACUCCCAGACCAGUAAUUUUAACACAGGUAACUCCCAGACCGGCAAUUUUAACACAGGUAACUCCCGGACCAACAAAUUCAAUUCAGGUAACUCCCAGACCAGUAAUUUUAACACAGGUAACUCCCAGACCAACAAAUUCAAUUCAGGUAACUCCCAGACCAGAAAUUUUAACACAGGUAACGCCCAGACCAGCAAUUUUAACACAGGUAACUCCCAGACCAACAAAUUCAAUUCAGGUAACUCCCAGACCGGUAAUUUUAACACAGGUAACUCCCAGACCAACAAAUUCAAUUCAGGUAACUCCCAGACCAACAAAUUCAAUUCAGGUAACUCCCAGACCAGUAAUUUUAACACAGGUAACUCCCAGACCCGUACUUUCACCACAGGUAACUCCCAAACCGGCAAUUUUAACACCGGUAACCCCCAGACCAACGAAUUCAAUUCAGGUAACUCCCAGACCAGAAAUUUUAACACAGGUAACUCCCAGACCAACAAAUUCAAUUCAGGUAACUCCCAGACCAGUAAUUUUAACACAGGUAACGCCCAGACCAGCAAUUUUAACACAGGUAAUUCCCAGACCAACAAAUUCAAUUCAGUUAACUCCCAGACCAGUAAUUUUAACACAGGUAACUCCCAGACCAACAAAUUUAAUUCAGGUAACUCCAAAACCAGUAAGUUUGACACAGGUAACUCCCAGACCAACAAAUUCAAUUCAGGUAACUCCCAAUCUAGUAAUUUUAACACAGGUAACUCCCAGACCAACAAAUUCAAUUCAGGUAACUCCCAGACCAGAAAUUUUAACACAGGUAGCUCCCAGACCAACAAAUUCAAUUCAGGUAACUCCCAAACCAGUAAUUUUAACACAGGUAACUCCCAGACCAACAAAUUCAAUUCAGGUAACUCCCAGACCAGAAAUUUUAACACAGGUAACUCCCAGACACCCACUUUCAUCACAGGUGACAUUCAAUCAAGUACUUUUAAAGCAGGUAACGCUCAGAAUAGUAACCUAAACACAGGUGACGUUCAGACCAUUGUUAAAAUUGAUAAUAAUCAGAGUAGCAACAGAGGAAGUAACACACAUAGUAACGCUGACAGAGGAGAUAACAUACAGAGCAGUAACGCUAACAGAGGAGGCAACUUACAGAACAGUAAUGCUAACACCAACAGGGGUCUCACCGUUAAUCGAGGCAGUGUCCGUUUCAGCACCACUAACAGAGGCCUCCCUGAAAAUAGUGACCCAAAUAAUGUUCAAUUUAGCAGUAAUAAUAUUGUUCAAAUUAAGAGUAUUAACAGUGAUAAUGUUCAAAAUAUCAACGGUAACAGGAACAAUAUUCAAACUGGUAUUCGUAACAAUGUUAAUGUGGUGAAUGUUGGUGUGACGAAUGUUGAGGGAGGAAGGGAGGGAGGUGAGCGGCGGGGCCCCUUCAGGGAACUGCCCUCACCUCCUGUCAUCAUACAUGGCGGGUUCGUCCCCAUGACCCCUCCUACCACUACCACCACCACCACUGCCAGACCUGCUAACCCCUCCUUCUCCCUCACCCCUCCAACAGCGUCGGCCUUUGGUCUCAGGGCGGCACCUCCCAUACUCGCCACAACCCUGACUCCCUCACUUCCACGACCCACCACCCCACGACGACAUAUCUUCAAGGCAUCGACUACUCGUCUGACCACGACCCCAGCGCCUGACACAUUCAGACCCACCACCACGACCCCACCUCGAGUCACGACUUUCAGAGGACCUUUCCCCUCCCAAACCUUCACGACCUCUUCCCCACUUUCUACCACUCGCUUGUAUAAUUUCGUAAACAAUAUCAGCCCCGUCAGAAGGCAGUCAUCUAGUUUCACUACCACUCCCAGCCCAAACACUCGCCCCCAGACCACUUUAAAAUCCAUCACCAGAGGACCGUCUACAAGCAGGUUUAACUUCAGUCCCUCAACUACUCCACGACCUGUCAGUUCCCAGCGUGUGGUGACGACGAGAUCGCCACCAGUAACUUCCCCUAAACCCAACAGAGUCUUGUCUUCCACGAUUCAGCCACAGUUCAAAAGCGUCCGAGCCACCCGGCAGCCCUCCAGAACACCCUCAUUCUCCGUCAACAACGUUGCAAAACAGCUGUUGAAGCCCUUCACGACGUCACGGCCGUCGCCAGGGGGCAAAACUUCCAGCAUCUCGCAGGCAGGACAGACCAACAACAGCGAAACUAUACCCCGGUCAUUCCAGCCUCUGGCGCCCAUCAGCGGGAAGUCGUUCAUCUUCGUACGGAACGGCAACAACGAGUACCGUGUGGUGUGGGACUAGCGUGGAGGACGGCGGCCUCCAGUACUCCACCGGGGAGGCCAGGCACCCCAGGACCUGCUGCUGCACACCACCAACUUCCUUCACUGCCGAGGACCUUCUUCCCUCUUGUCUAUUUUAC
Homarus americanus (American lobster) is the source of this 6276-nucleotide messenger RNA. RefSeq names its product mucin-5AC-like. Lineage: Eukaryota; Metazoa; Arthropoda; Malacostraca; Decapoda; Nephropidae. The record is from RefSeq and is a predicted model, not a curated record. The transcript has 2 exons. The coding region runs from base 15 to 6158 and encodes 2047 amino acids.